CACGCCCGCGAGAGGGGGCGCGCGUCAGGUUAGGGACUCGCGCUGCUCGGGCGGCGGCAGCAGCUUCAGCGGCAGUGUCGGCGGCAUCCUUAAGGGCUCUGUCCAGGACCAGCAAGACUGACUGACUGACUGACAUACGGACACUCGAAAUGGAGGGGGCUUCUUUCGGAGCCGGCAGGGCUGGAGCCGCCUUCGACCCCAUAAGCUUCAUCAAACGUCCCCAGACCAUCUUACGGAUCACAGCCUGGGUGUUCUCCAUUGUGGUGUUCGGCUCCAUCGUGAAUGAGGGCUACGUGAAUAGUGGCAGCACCCCGGAGCUGCACUGCAUCUACAACAAGAACGAAGGUGCUUGUAACUACGGCAUUGCCAUCGGCAUCAUCGCCUUCUUUGCCUGCAUCUUCUUCCUCGUCCUUGACCUCAACUUCCAGGAAAUCAGCAGCGUCAAGGACCGGCGGCGGGCAGUGCUCCUGGACUUGGCCUUUUCAGGGCUCUGGUCCUUCCUGUGGUUUGUGUGUUUCUGUUUCCUGGCAAACCAAUGGCAGCAGACCAAGAUGAGUGAGGCAGUAAACCAGGGGGCAGAUGCAGCCCGGGCAGGCAUUGCUUUCUCUUUCUUCUCUAUCAUCACCUGGGUGGCCCUCAUGGUGAAGGCGCUGCAGAGAUACCGCCUGGGCACCGAUAUGUCGCUCUUUGCCACGGACCAGCUUAGUGCAGCCCCUGGUACCAGCUACCCUGGAUACCCAACAGGCAGUGGUGUUGAGGGCACUGAGACCUACCAGAGCCCCCCCUUCACUGAAACGCUAGACACCAGCCCCAAGGGCUACCAGGUGCCUGCCUAUUAGUAGAGCUGCCCACCCCGUGCCAGGGCCUCGGGGUACUGUGAGCAUGUUUGGGCUACAGCUAUGGCCUGUCCCUGUGGGUCAGUCUUGUGGACUCUGUACAGUGGUCUCGGUUCUUGUCUCACCUCUAAGGGUUAAGCAAACAAAAUAAUCACACAGUGUUCCCUCUAAGUCUGAAAAGGAAGGAAAGAAGGGAGUUGGGGAAGGAAAGGAGGCCAGUGGGUGGGGAGGAGGGAGGGAAAUGAGAAAGGAAUGAAGAUGCAUAUGGGAAGGAGAGAGGCAGGGAAAAGGAGGCUAGGAAGGCAGGGAGAAAGAAGCAGAAAGGUAGGAAAUUAAGUGGGGGAAGGAGAGUUAGGUGCACGCUGGAGGGGAAGGAGGCAGCCAAGUAUGUUCCAGGAGGUAAGGGAAGGUGGGAAGAGGGAGCAAUGAAGAACCAUAUUCUGAACACAGAAUGGCCUUAAUGAAACAUUAAAGUCUGAAAGUGAGGAGGGGAAAGGGGAGGCAGUGAGCAGGUGAUGUCGGAAGAAGGAAACCCAGGAGAGGAAGUGAGGUAGCAUGACAUCAUGAGCUCUCAUUGGGAAUUGCUGAGCCCAAAGCUCCCCACUCUUUGUAGGAUGGGUGCUACUAGCCUCCUGACCCCACCCAUAAUUGUGCCCUUCUGCGGGGCACGCCUCUGAGUCUUCAGCACCUUCUGCUCAGGGCCACCUUCCACCCACAGGCUCUGAAUUAAGACAACCUGCUAAGUCAGACAUGCUGAAUUUCCCCAGCUCCAGUCCCUGGCUAGAAGGGCCUGACCCCUCGUUCUCCACCCCAAUCCUAUCUCCUUGGCCUUCCUAGUAAACUUUCAGAAUGAGCCAAACCCACCUGGGCCCCCAAACCCUGCCCUGCUGGGGAGAAGACUCAGGGUUUCCAGGGUGCUCUGUCCCAUCCCUCCCCCACAGGCUGAGGUGCCUGUUCCCCAUCCUGGCCCCGUGGCUUCUCAUUCCCAAGUCUGAAGGAAAAGGUCCAGCUGAGGAAGGGGAGCCCCAUGACCCCUACCCAGGGAAAACCAACUGCAGCAAUAUUUUCCUUAGAGGGAACACUGACCCAUUUUAGCAGCACAAAAGGUACGUGUGUCAAUAUUUUAGCCAAUAAUCAAUUUAAACGGUUCCUUAAAUUGAUUGUAUUUGUGAGAUACUGUCCAUUGGGUAUAUUGUAUUUUUCUAUUUUGCUCUCUGUGUAUUACCGUGAUCGCAAUGGGCUUUCUAUGGAUGUCAGGGCCAUUCUCAGUGCCCCUGGCCCGGCCCCCCCCCCUCGGUGGCUCACUCCCCCCAGAUCCCCACGUCACUCGGUAGUGACAGAAAAGUUGGGGCUGCUGCAGAAUUGUGUGCAUGCCCCCAGAAAAAGUAGGGGUCCAGGCUCCUGGAGGGGUAUCCCUGUUAGUGCCUCAGGGAUACCUUCCCCACAUCCUCCUUUGUUGGGCUAGGGGGGGUUCUCUACUCCCCAACUCACCUCCCUGCUAAGCCAGGCUUAGGGCUCCGACAGCUGGAAAAGGUGGAUGUGGCCAAAAAGUCAAACAUGGUGGUCGAGCAUUUUGCCUUCAAUCAAGGCCAGCCUGCCCGGAGUAGCACUGACCUGCCUCCCUCCACCCCCACCCCUGCCUGCCCAGUGUUUUCUGGGAGGGGGGAAUCAUCUAGAACCUUUUGCCUGAACUCAAGACUCCGGACCCUUGGGUGUGAGCUGACAAUACGGUGAGAUGUACCAAAGGCGGCAGCAGCAGCAAGAGCCCUGCCCCUAGGCCUGGCCCAACCCUACUGCAUGACCUGGGCACCUCCCAGCCCUAGAGAGUGCCCGAGUUCCCACCCAGGGGAUCCUUAUAGCAAAUUUUGGGUGUGGGUAGUACUGUUAAAUAGUGUCUGUUGUAGUCUGUCUUAUGUGCCAGUGGUUUGUCAGGUAGGGUAGUAUGCCCAGCGAUACGGAACGUAAUUUAAUCUAUUCUUAUGGACUCAUUAGAGAAAUCCUAGAGUUGUUGGUGUUAUAGCUAUAGAACAUGCUUUAGCCUUCCUGUAUUAAUUCUCCAGAUCCUUGCCUUUCUUCUCCCAUUAAGCACCCCACCCCCCACCAUCCAUUUCCCCUUGGUCAGUAGGGGCCAGCAUUUAUCUUUAGUCAGGGCCCCGCUCUACCAUAUGAAGCAAAGCAUGUCCAUACCGCUGCAAUGCUGAGCAUCAUUAUCGGCUUCUGCUCUCACAAGCCGCUGAGGAGCCUCCUCUGGAAGGAACAAGGAGUCAGACAUCGACACCGAUUCUCCCCUUGCCUCCCAUGACAGCUAAACAUAUGUGCCCAAGUCCAGGUUUGGUGGGAGUCAGCACGUUACAGAGAGGUUGCAAGAGGGACCAGAGGCCCCUAUGGGUGGCAUCCAUGCCCCUUGCCAGGCCUGGGUGAGGAAAGUGAGUGCUUCUUGAGGGUGGGAGGAAAUAAGAGAAAAUGGGGAGGGGGAGGAUUGAGGGCUCCAGAACUCUGCCUCUUUUCCAGAUUUAAAUAAUAAAUGUGAGUGCAUUUGACACAUCAUAGACAGUGCAGAAGCUACAGGAUAUCCAAGGAAAGCCCCCUUCCCUUUCUGCUUUCUGGUCCUGUAGACAGUGUGUGCACACACCAAGUGUACCUACAUGCUCUCAGGUUGAUAACCAUGUCCCUGGCUCAGCAAUGUCUCUUCCCCAGAGAGCAGCAAGCAGUUACAGAAACUUCCUCCACAGCAGGUGCGUAACAGGUUCAGGUGAUGAACUCUGUUUGCGUGAGAAUGAUUUUAUAGGCUAAGUCACCUCAUUACCAUUGCCAAGAACCCAUCUAUCUCUACCUUUCACUUCUGCCAACUCUUCCCCACAGCAGGUGGGCUGGUUGGUCACUGGCAAGCAACCAGGGGGUGCUCCCUCCCAGCCCACCCUCCAGGCCUCUUCCCUGCUCGUUCCACACAGAGUUCAUUAGAGGGACCACUCACUCCUUGCUGGAGCUCAGCAGUCUGAACUCUGUUGCAUUUAACCCUUCAAUUGUGUACUAGUUUUUAAUAAAAAUGGAUACCAAAUGUGGUUUGCCCAUUUAAGUUUUGCAGAUACCUCUCUUUAAAGGCAGGCCGCUUCCCAAAGCUGCUGUUGUAAGUAAAACUAUGUACAUUGUAGUCUAGGGUGGACUGUGUAUGGAACCAUCAGUAAAAAAAAUGUUUACAAUUUUUUUUGUAUAUAUCUCUCUUCUCAAAGAACAAUCCGUGAUUGUGUAUUUUCAGUGUCUGUGUUCCAGCUGCAACUUAUUUUCAAUAAAGAGUGCAAACGAA
This is a messenger RNA of Dromiciops gliroides (monito del monte), 4140 nucleotides long. RefSeq names its product synaptogyrin 3 (gene SYNGR3). NCBI's taxonomy places the organism in Eukaryota, Metazoa, Chordata, Mammalia, Microbiotheria, Microbiotheriidae. Gene Ontology annotation, cellular component: neuromuscular junction; synaptic vesicle membrane. The record is from RefSeq and is a predicted model, not a curated record. The coding region runs from base 150 to 839 and encodes 229 amino acids. The transcript has 4 exons.